Leptinotarsa decemlineata (Colorado potato beetle) is the source of this 4392-nucleotide messenger RNA. RefSeq names its product Protein kinase C (gene Pkc98E). The record is from RefSeq and is a predicted model, not a curated record. Gene Ontology annotation, biological process: protein phosphorylation. NCBI's taxonomy places the organism in Eukaryota, Metazoa, Arthropoda, Insecta, Coleoptera, Chrysomelidae. Gene Ontology annotation, molecular function: ATP binding; diacylglycerol-dependent serine/threonine kinase activity.
CCCUCAAUAUCGUCAGUUUUCUCAACUACUUGGCGUUCGAUGGGAGGAGCCGAGGACGAUGAAAUCGUAAAGGAAAAUCGAGGCCAGCCUCCAGUCGAAUUUGCUAGCUGUCAAUUGAGCUAAGUGUUUUGAACCUGUUUUUAUCGGUCCGACAUUCCUAUGUAGUUUGUAAAGUGAUUAGUGCCGUGGUGGCGUGCUUAAAACCGCUUCCUCGAAGGUGAGGUGAGAGAAAGAGUGCAUUGGUGCCAUGUUCACGGGAACUCUGCGCGUGAAAAUAUGUGAGGCCCAGGGCCUUAGGCCGACGGAUUUCUCUAAGCGCCACACUUUCGGGAAGGCCGACGAGCAACUCCUAGAUCCGUACGUGACCAUCGACGUGGACGACACCCAUGUGGCCCGCUCUACCAGUAAGCAGAAGACUUUUGAUCCUCUGUGGAACGAAUUUUUCGAACACCAGGUGGAGAAUGCCAAGACGCUGACCCUGACAGUUUUCCACGAUGCUGCUAUUCCGCCCGAUGUUUUUGUUGCUAAUGUUUGCAUUCCCUUCGAGGAUCUCCUCAGCAGGGAAAAGGAUGCAUCUGAUUUUUGGGUGAAAUAUGGGGCCAAGCCGAGGGAAUUCAAAGAACGCCAAGGCUUCAAUAGGAGACGAGGUGCUAUGCGAAGAAGGGUUCAUCAGGUUAAUGGUCACAAAUUCAUGGCAACUUUUUUGCGUCAACCUACCUUUUGUUCCCACUGUAAACUUUUUAUUUGGGGUGUAUUGGGCAAGCAGGGCUAUCAAUGUCAAGGUUUGACGCAGUUACCUACGGUACAAUCGAGUCAACAUCAAAGUACUGGCUUCAACGUGAACGUACCACAUCGAUUUGUAGUUCAUAAUUACAAACGUUUCACAUUUUGCGAUCAUUGUGGAUCUCUCUUAUACGGACUGAUUAAACAAGGUCUUCAGUGUGAAGCUUGUUCAUUAAAUGUUCACAAACGUUGUCAGAAAAAUGUCGCCAACAAUUGCGGAAUCAAUACGAAACAGAUGGCAGAAAUUCUCUCGCAAAUGGGAAUUUCACCCGAUAUACAGCCACCGAGGCGUAAAUUACUAUCUGGAUCUGGUGGAAAUGGAGGUCAACAAGAAGGCUCCCCUGAAAACUCUAAUGCAAGUAGUGAUCCAACUCCUGAGGAUUUAUCGAAAAUCACUGAAGAGAAAAUGGCAAACAGUGAUGAAGUAGCCAACUCCAGAAAAUCACUAGGAGUCACAGACUUUCACUUUGUGAAAGUUUUAGGUAAAGGCAGCUUUGGAAAAGUGAUGUUAGCUGAGAAGAAAAAUACAGAAGAAGUUUAUGCCGUGAAGGUAUUGAAGAAAGAUGUAAUAAUACAGGAUGAUGACGUUGAUUGUACCAUGACAGAAAAACGCAUCCUAGCCCUGGCUGCCAAUCAUCCAUUCCUAACAGCUCUCCACUCAUGUUUUCAAACAAGAGAUAGGUUAUUCUUCGUCAUGGAAUAUGUCAAUGGAGGCGAUCUUAUGUUCCAGAUACAACGUGCCAAGAAAUUUGACGAACCUAGGGCAAGAUUUUACGCUGCUGAGGUGACUUUGGCACUACAGUUUUUACACAAACACGGUGUUAUUUAUCGUGAUCUCAAAUUGGAUAACAUUCUAUUGGAUGCCGAAGGACAUUGUAAGCUUGCUGAUUUUGGUAUGUGCAAGGAAGGUAUAUUGGAAGGGAUCACAACGUCCACAUUUUGUGGUACGCCAGAUUACAUAGCUCCUGAAAUAUUGCAGAAAAGCAGAAAAGAUGUGACAAAUUUCGAUGCAGAAUUUACCAGAGAAGAACCUGUUUUGACACCUGUUAGCAACCAGGUUCUCCAGUCAAUCAACCAGGACGAAUUCCGAGGUUUCUCAAUAAUGAAUCCAGAUUUCAAUCCAGCACGUUUUUCAGCAGAGUAAGGAUUUUCCAACCAGCAAUAUACAACAUGAAACACCUUCACGUUUCUUUCAUUUUCAAUCUAUUCGUGGGUAAAAAUUUUGUAAAAAAAUUUAUUAAUAUUUAAAUUGGUUUUGUUCACCUCACCUAAGGUGUAUUAAUUUGUUACAAUAGAAGAGUUAGGUUCUUUGAUUCUAUCAUACAGGUUUAUGUUGAUGAAUUUUCCCGUAAUUACAUAAUUGAAUUGCAUGAUUAAAAUCGCAGCUUUAGUUGUGAAUAUGUUAUUUGGUUUUGUAUAUAGAACUUUAGCUGAGUUGCUUCAUUCAGUAAGGUUUUGAAUGUUGUUGACAAAAACAAAUAAAUCAAACAAUGAAUGAAAAGCACUACUGAAAUAAUCUUGCAACCCAUUUGUGGUAAUUAUGGAUUGGAUUAUCCCUGUGCAAAAACAACUUGCAUUUCCAACUUGCAUUUUUUGCUUCUAUUCUGAUGAGGUUAUAAGGAGUUUCAGAGAAUCUGCUCUUUACUAAGAAUUGUAUUUUUAUUAUUUCCAAUGGAACUUGACUUUUUUCAUUGUUUUUAAUUAAACUGGUUUUUUUAUUAGUACAGUAAAUUCUCAGUUAUCCGAAGUAAAGGGGUGACUGCUAUUUCGUAUGCCGAAUGUUAUACUUAACUCGUUAACAUCCACAAAUAACCUACUAAAAGAGAAGGAGAAAUGAAUCACAAACGAUUUAUGAUGGUAUACUCGUUUUUUUUUAUUUUUGAAUGGGGUAUGUUAAUCAAAACAAUUUAUUGUAUUAUAAAACUCAUGUAUGAAUUACAAAACUCUGUGAUUUCUGGGAAAUAUAAAAAAGGUUUUGCUGUUUUGUAUUCAAGAAGUACUCUUGCACUUGUGUGUUGAAUCAUAUUAUAGAACCGUUUUGGUUAAUUGAGGUUUUACUGUACAUGCUUUAAUUUUGCUUGAAGUACAUUGCAUCACUUUUUUGUUAAUAUUUUCAUUUUAUCCAUUAGAUACUUUCUGUGUCUCAACCACUCUGAGACUAAAGAGGUCAGUUGUUUCUCGAGCAUAAUUUUCUUGUAUUUGCAGAAACCAAUGAAUUGUCUGGAGGAAUUUGAAUAACGGGCAUCUUUUCUGGGUUUACAAAUUUCCACAGAUCUAUUAUUUUAAUGAGUCUCGUUUAUUAAAUUUUUAGAUGACCGAGUGAACAGUGAAGGAACAUUCUAAGAAUGGAUACUACUAAUACAUACUGUCUAAAAGGGCAGUCUCUUAAAAAUGAUGAAACAUAAAUUGUAUAAAUUGGAUAAACAGGGAUAAAUUGUAAUAAUUGGAUAAACAAAAUUUGGAUACUUCCUCAAAAGAAAUAUUUAACCUUUGGACUCCCUACAAAUUUCCAAAACCUUUCACCAAAGAAAGGAACUUUCUUACAUGACUUAUGCUUUUUUCAAUAUUUAUAGUUCAAUAUUAUCUUGAUUUUCUAGUUUAUCCUGAAAAGGUAUCAAAUACAGUAAUUCCUCCUAAAUAAUUCAUAUGGUGUUCCUACAUUCUUUAACAUUUUUUGGUCGAUAUUCUCUCUUUACUACUCAUUAACUUCAAUUAUAUUAGCAUUCAAAUAAUAAUUCGUAACUAGAUUGCUAGAUUUGAAGAGUUAUAAUAAAUAAGUAUAAUAUAAUAAACAUGUUCAGUGAGUCGGCCAAAAAGUGUCAUCUUCAUGCUUAAGGUAGUGCCUUUGAAGGAAUUUUAAAUAUUUUUGACCAGUCUUAGAUUUAUGCCUUAUACGUUGAUAAUAUUUUAGAUCUUAUUAUGAUGAUCUCAUAAAUAACUUUUAUGAGAUAUAUUUGUGAACUCUGACGGUUUUUAUGUUUUAUUUUCUUGCUGUGAUUUCUGGAUGUCCUACAAUGUUAAGAACAGAAAAAUGUAGAUUAUUGAAAUAACGUAUUACUCUAGUCAUGAAAGGCCUAUGGCCUGGGCCUAUAUAUAAAGAUUGUAACGAGUGGGUUGCAUUAGUCAUUCAUUUCAAAACACAUUAAAAGAAUCCUAGAAAAAAAGUAAUUUAAAUUUUCCAAUUGAUUUUUAAUUGAAAACAGAUUUUGACUUAUUUUUUCUAACUGAAAUAUUUUUUCCAGGAUUCAGCUUGCUGUACACUUGUAAACAAUACAUCUAGACUGUACUUGCCCUUGAGUAUGGGUGGAUUUCAGGUACAAAAUAUUGCGAAUUCAACUGAUUACAAAGUUCAGAAUAAUUUUCAGUUAAAAUAUCAAGUAUUGUCCUAAAUAUGUAGAAAUUGAAAAAAUUAAUCUUUUCUUCGCCCAUUGGGCUCAGUGUAGUAUAGAGGGAAUUGUUGAAUUUGCCUUGAAUUUUUGUGCAAAAUCCAUUCCCUAAAGCACGUUGAACUCAUGUUUUUCUAGUUACAUUGUUGUGAUACUAUGGAAAUAUGCAAUUAGGUGACAUGUUUUUAGGAAUUGUGCAUAAAAAUUUACAAAGCCUUUAUAA